UUAUUCAUCAAACUUUAUCAAACAAACAACUGACAAAAACAUGGAUCACAUCUGUUCAACUUUAUUAUUUAAAACACUUUCAACAUGUUCAACAUUUGUACAAUUGUAAUUGUCAGUGAGCGCCAUGUUUUCUAUUUUCUUUAGCUUGAAAUCAGCUGCAGUCAAAGUGCAGCCCAAUACUGAAUCAACCAUCUUUACACCGUGUGUGUGUGUGUAUAUAAUGUGUGUAUAUAUAACAUAGUACUGUCCAGAAUUUAAUACAAAAGGGAUUUGGACGAAGGCUUUAAUAUAGAGCAGUUAAACUGAGGCGGAGGGAGAGGUCGUUCUGGUGUUUGACCACUAGGUGGAGCCACUGCACCGCUGCUGCAGCAGGAGGAGGAGGCUGCAGCAGGGAUGAAGAAGUGUUGCAGAGACAAGAGGGACUUAGUGAGAAGUGUUUGAGAUGAGAACAGGACUUUUAAAGUUACAACAUGAAACAAACCCGCAGCUGAUGUUGAUCUAGAUGAUGGAGUGGAAACAGUGGCUCUACCACUGCUGCUCUAAUUCAUUAUAGUGGUUAAGAAAAGUCAUGAAAACGACAUUAAUAACUUAAGAUUUAAUGAUAAACAUUUAACCAGAGACCAAAGAAACCUGCAGCUAAUGUUUUCUUCACGGACUGAGGACAGAAAAUCUGCUGCUGCUGCUGUAACUAAUAAUAGCGUUGCUAUAAUAAGAAAAGUCAUACUAACAACAACAUUAAUAACACUAAGAUCUAAUGAGUCACAUUUAACCAGAGACCAAACAAACCUGCAGCUGCUGCUGAUCAUGGCACGUCUUCUCCACGGAGCGUGGACAGUAACUCUGCUGCUGCUGUAACUAAUAACAGACAUCAUAUAAUUAGGAAAGUCAUAAUAAAGAUAAUAACACUAAGAUCUAAUGAAAAACGUUUAACCAGCUGCAGAGACCUAACUGCCCCAGAUGUUCACAGCUGGAUUAAUAUGAAACAUUUAAAAAUGAAUCAAAUUGUUUGUGAUUUGCUGCAAUUUCGAAUAAACGAAUCACUUCUAAUGUUUUUCCCACAUUUUAAAACGUACUAACAGUGAAUGGCAGCAUUUACAGGCUGAUGUGAACGUGUUGCUGCUGUGUGAUGCACAGACAGUUCCUAAAACAGCCUUUUAUAAGUGAUUAAAACAAAUAUAUUUCAGUUUAAAUCAGCUGUGAAACAGUUUAGAUGCAGGAGACUUGGUGCUGUUUUUAAAUGUUAAUACACAUGUUAUUAAACUGAGGAUUUUCACUGGGAAAAUCUUCAUUAUUGUGGAUGAAAUUGAGCUUUUUAAGAAUUAAAAGUGUGUGAAACGUGAUGUUCGGAGGAGCGGGGAGCAGCAGAGUCGUCCCCCUGCAGCCUUCAGCAGGUGAGUGCUCAGCACCGGAGCCUGCAAAGGCCUGCAGUGCCAAAGAUGGCUGCUGUCCUUUGCCACGCCCACUUCUCUCUCAAUUUUAUGUUUUUCUCUGAAAAAAAGCUUAAAAAUAUGUUUCAAAGUAUCGCUGGCAUGAAGGGGGACCUCAGUGAACGUGUGGCCGCAGAUAGGAGCCGAAUUGCGGCGUUAAAGUUGCGUAUAUGAGGCACCCAGUGCUGUAGUGCUUAAUGAGGGGGUGUGAUGCCCUGAUAUUGUAAAUGGAGGAUAAAAUUAAUAAAAGUAUGGUUUCUUUUUGGUCAAAGUAUAAAAUACUAAUAUAUUACAUUAAAGUGGAGCUUAUAUAAUGUCCAUGCGUAGUGAUUUUUAUUGAAAAAUCGAUAUAACUCCGUUGCCUCUGAAUAUUCAAAUUGAAAGUAACGCGCAAUCAAAUCAUUGUCAAAUCAUUGAGUUCUAGGGGUUUUAAAUAGUAGGCAUGGAGGGAGAAAAUCUCAAACUAAUAUGUUCACAGCUAUAUUACAAUAUUAUUGUAUGCUCUGACCCUGCUGUAAGACUUUUGUGUUGAGAUUUUUUUAGACUUUUGCACAAAUUUCGUUCUUGGCCAUUUUGCUGAGGCAGAAAAGGACGUUGUGGAGUCCCUCAGGUCUUCUCCAGAGAUCCUCUCUUCAUCUUUGUCAUCAUGUCUGACAAGCCGAGAGUGUACCAGGGCGUCCGCGUGAAGACCACUGUCAAAGAGCUGCUGCAGAGGCACAGAGCCCGCGAGGCCAACAGUAAAAAACCCAAAACGAUAUCCCAGGCUUGUCUGGAGCUUCAGGAUCUUUGCGCGUCCACUUUGCCAAACUUCGUCCCGUCACCUCGCUAUGUGGACCCUCCUCCCGCCGCCACCACCACCAUCACCACCAUCACACCAGCGGACGCGAGCAGCAGCUGUGGUGCGCGAGCCCUCCAGCUGCGCACCGCCCAGUACCCGGUCCCUGCCGCUGAUAGCGCGUGCAACACCACCCAGAUGCAGGGGGACACGUUUAACGACAUCCAGCAGCAGUUUGGGGACGUGAUGUUGCCCGGCAACUGCUACAGUAACAGCAACAACAACAGCAACAACAACAACAACAACAUCGGCGGCGGCGGCAGCUACAACACCUCCCUGCCUCCCCCUCCUGCCUUCCCGCUGCCCUGGUGCCACGGUCUCUCCUCAGAUGCGGAUUACUAUGGGAAUGGGAUGGCUCCUUGCUCCUCCCCAGAGUUGCUGAAGCUCUGCAGCCCCGUGGAUCACAACAGCUACUCGCCGCAGGACUCUUUCUCCUCCUCCUCCUCCUCCUGCUACGACUCGCCCACCAGGAUGGAGUCCAGCUACCACGGCUUCCCCUCAGAGCACUACCACUACCAACACUGCACCCUCCAGGACUGUUACUGCCUGCCCCACUGUUGGCCGGGGCAGCAGGAGAGCUACUCUGCCCCCGAGUUCACGCCGUACUACACCCCCACAGACUAUCCCUACGCCUGUCCCGUGGAGGAGAACUAUUUCAAGAGGGAUUUGCAGAUGAGCUCUGAGAUGUGUUACAAUGUGCUAUGAUGAGACUCGCUGUGUCCUCGCUGUAAAUACGAUCCCCUUUGCUUUUCAGUGUGCUGUUGUUGGCUUGUGCUUUGGUGGAGUGAAGAUGAUGAAUGCUGAAUGGAUGGAAAAGCUGAUAUUUUUGUAUUGAUUACUGUUUUGUUUUUUUUUACUAUUAAGAUUUAUUUUCAUACACAUAACUUGUUGCAGAACUAAAUAAAAACACGUUGAACU
Seriola aureovittata is the source of this 3180-nucleotide messenger RNA. It is a transcript of the gene pou2af3, whose product is annotated as lnc RNA pou2af1. The transcript is spliced from 5 exons. Gene Ontology annotation, cellular component: cytoplasm. Lineage: Eukaryota; Metazoa; Chordata; Actinopteri; Carangiformes; Carangidae. The coding region runs from base 2074 to 2967 and encodes 297 amino acids. Gene Ontology annotation, molecular function: DNA binding; POU domain binding. The record is from RefSeq and is a predicted model, not a curated record.